Molecule: messenger RNA, 1252 nt
Organism: Paramormyrops kingsleyae
Lineage: Eukaryota; Metazoa; Chordata; Actinopteri; Osteoglossiformes; Mormyridae
Gene: tomt
Product: transmembrane O-methyltransferase
Biological process (GO): catecholamine catabolic process; dopamine metabolic process; developmental process
Molecular function (GO): catechol O-methyltransferase activity
Source: RefSeq, a predicted model, not a curated record
CUCUAGUUCUGGAAGUGCAUCAGCCAUUGUUUUCUGGUAGGGUUUAUAACUGGAUAAACUUGGAUUUUCAGAGGAUCUGUGAUAUGCGUUCCUGGCUACAUAAUCGCUUACAAAAAGUAUCCGGUGAGAGACUCAGAAUAUCACAGUAACUAAAUGACUUUAAAGCACCCUGUUGAAUGAAUUGGUGUCUUUGUCUUUUUAUGGAUCCAGGUGCCCUUUGUACUCGGAGUGACAGGAUGGUCUCCCCUGCCAUCGCCCUGGCAUUUCUUCCCCUAUUGUUCACACUGAUCAUCCGCUACCGGUACUAUUUUGUCCUGUUCUACCGUGCGGUGCUGGUCCGGGUGGUCCAGGACUUCCUGACGGGUCUCUCUCGGGAGGAGCGAGCCUUCCAAUAUGUGCUGACUCAUGCCACCCCAGGGAACCCCGACAGCAUCCUGGAUGCCUUUGACCAUUGGUGCAGUAAAGUCGAGUUCAUCAGCAACAUUGGUCCCAAGAAAGGUCUGGUCUUAGACAGGCUACUGAGAGAAAACUCUCCACUGAAUGUUCUGGAGCUGGGCACGCACUGCGGGUACAGUGCCAUCCGAAUUGCCCGCUCCCUGACCAUCGGUGCCCGGCUCUACUCUGUGGAGAUGGACAAGAGUAAUGCACUUGUGGCAGAGAAGGCCAUUCGACUUGCCGGUUUUGAUGAUGACAUGGUGGAGUUAAUUGUGAGCACCUCAGAAGAGGUCAUUCCUAAGCUGAAGGAGGAGUAUGGAGUGGAAAGGCUCGAUUUUGUUUUCAUGGACCACUGGAAGCGCUGCUACCUGCCGGACCUCCAGCUCUUAGAGGGCAGUGGGUUACUGAGUGAAGGCACCAUCAUUCUUGCUGACAAUGUCAUAUUUCCUGGGGCACCCAACUUUCUGCGGUACGUCAAGCGCAGUGGCUUGUAUAAGUGCCAUAUGCACCGUGCCUCACUGGAAUACAUCCGCGGCAUUAAAGAUGGCAUGGCUGAACUGAUCUACCUGGGGGCCAAAUGAAGGAUCUACAGCACUGCGUUCUGCAGUGCAUUCAGUGUGCAAUCUUCAGCUCUCGUUGCCCAUUAAAUAACAAGAGGUGUAGUGCCGGGUCUUCAUUUUCCCCACACAAACACAGCUGGGAUCAUCUAUUAACCGCCCCCCUUGUAAACUCACAACAUCACAAAGGCCAACAGAAACCACUGACCCACUGAUGUCAUAAAGGAAAAACCAUUUUCACAUGAAUAAGUCAUAUAUAG